Molecule: messenger RNA, 2169 nt
Organism: Mytilus trossulus (common blue mussel)
Lineage: Eukaryota; Metazoa; Mollusca; Bivalvia; Mytilida; Mytilidae
Exons: 2
Coding region: 92-2038 (648 amino acids)
Molecular function (GO): zinc ion binding
Source: RefSeq, a predicted model, not a curated record
UAAAAUGCGUAUCGGAAUAAACAAGAAUUAUUUUGACAUUUGAUAACAGUGAGAGAAAAGAGUGAGAUAUGAAUGAAGAGAACAUUCUAAAAUGAUGUCCGCCUUAUCCGAAAGAUCUGAGAAGUCCGAUUCGGCGAAUUCAUCACAGAUUAGGACGCCUAAACCAGUUUAUGUGUGUUCUGUUUGUACAGAUGAAGUAAAAGCCAAAUAUCUAUGUCAACCUUGUAAAAAGUACUUUUGUGAAAAGUGUAAAAGCAGUCAUACAAGUAAUGCUCAAAAUGCUAAACACAAAUUCACAGAGAUUUUGGAAACAGAAUCAGAGACACCGGAUUUGUCACUCGAUUUGGCGAAAGUGAGUUCACCUGAAAUACAGAAAACACCCCCAAGAGUAGUAACAUCGGUUACAUCGUCGCCCAAAAAUACGAGUCGAAGUACUGGUAGAGCUAAAAAUCACAAUGAUCAUACGGUGCACAUGGAUUACGGUAACACUCCUCGAGGAAAGUACAGCAAAUGCCAAAGACAUCCUACCAAAGACAUACAACUUCAUUGUGUUGAGUGCAACAAAAUCGUAUGCAGUGAAUGUAUUGUCGAAGUACACCAACGACAUCAGUUUGUCAGCAUAGAGGAAGCGGGAACAAGAUUAAAGGGCCAUUUCCAUACCAUUCUUGCUCCAGUAAAAACGUUUUAUCAUGAUGAGCUAGAGACGGCGUAUAAUAAUUUGGAAGUUUCUGAAGAACAGUACAGUGUUAAAACAGAACAAACAAUUGACGAUAUACAUAAAAGGGCUAGUCAGCUCCAUGAAGAUAUAGACCGUAUACGAGACAGCAUUAUUUCAUCUAUAGAAACCAAACAGAAGCAAGACAUGGAUGAGUUUGUAACAACGAAAGAGGUUCUUAGUGAUAGACUUGCUCAAACAGGUGAUGUCAUCAGCCGCGUAGAGAAUGCAAUCGAGAACGACAACGAUACAUCUAUGCUUAGGGCUGAGCAUGACUUCACAACUCUUAUUACCAAUGUUGAUAGAAAUUUAACUCUCCGAGAACCAAAGCCAGCACGAUUUGCUGCAGGGUUGUCUACGGAAGAACGCGUUAAGGAUCUUUUCGGUAAUACAGUUCAGGCUGAUGAACCUGAUAAUACCAUGGCGAGUUGGCGCAUGCGUGGCGGCGAGGACAAAUUAGAAAUAAGCAAAGAUCUUGAUCUCUCUCGUGUUCUCUCCGUACCAGUUGGAGAUGGUCAGCCAAUCCAUACCAUGGUAGCCCUAGGUCAUGCAGAAGUUUGGUUUUCUACCAUGUCCAAUUCUAAACAAGCACAGUUAUUUGGAAUAGAUGGUAGGAUUGAAAAACCGUUGGAGUUAGAAUUUAGUGUUAAAGAUCUAUCCGUUUCCCGUCCAGGUGACCUGUUCUUAUCUUGCUUUGACACACGAUGUGUUAAACGAAUUCGCUUGAAUGGAACCGUUGAGACAUUUUACAAUACUUCACCUCUUCAUCCGUUAGGAAUACAUGUAUUGAGAAGUGGAUCGGUAAUAGUGUGUGUUGUAGAUCAGAUUUCAGUCAAUAUGAAACAGAUGAAACCAUACAGCAAGCGUCAACUUGUCAAAGUAUCGAAAACAGGCAAGGUUAUUAAACGGAUGGCUUAUAACCUUGACCUACGAUUGUUCACACUUCCAUUCAAGGUCAAUGAAUCAGUUGAUGAAGAGAUUGUUGUGUUGGACAAAUCUAGUAAAGAUAAGGGAAGACUAAUCAUGUUCACCCGAAAUGAGCAAGUUAAAUUCAUAUACAAUGGUCCACAAUCAAUUCGAACCGAAUAUCCAUUCUGUCCGAUGGACCUAGUGUGUGAUAAUUUUGGUCAUACUAUUGUUGUCGAUUCUAACAACAAUGCAAUUCAUAUGUUAGAUAAAUUCGGAAAGGUUUUAAGAUUUCAUCAGAUCGGUAGAGACUGGAUUGAUAUUCCAUGGUCAGUUGCUGUUGACAAUAGGGGACUUAUGCUCGUUGGUGAUUCUGCAGGGACAAUGCAUAUUUUGCGUUAUCUACUCAGUAGUUGAAUUAUAAACGUGAUUUGUGAAGACCUUGGGGAAACAAAACACAAUUGUUUAAUGUAAAUAUAAUUUGUUUUAAUAUAUACUGCUAUCUGUUUUCUAGUGCAUCCUUUUCCAUUUCGUCUGGACAAUUAUUA